Messenger RNA from Dermacentor andersoni, 1995 nucleotides. RefSeq lists its product as uncharacterized. Gene Ontology annotation, molecular function: zinc ion binding; nucleic acid binding. The record is from RefSeq and is a predicted model, not a curated record. Lineage: Eukaryota; Metazoa; Arthropoda; Arachnida; Ixodida; Ixodidae.
CAGUAGAGUGCCUACAACCACAACUGAAAAGACGCUAUAAAGCUUCCAGUCGAAAAAUAAGAAACUCCGAUCUCAGAGGGCCCGGAGGUUAGUACAGACUGUCAACGCCGAAGAUACACUAAAACUUCCAGUUUAGCAGGUUAGACAAUACAAACCUUGUGUUGCACCAAAGACUUGAGCUCCACGCAAACAGCAUGUCUCGCAAGAACCGCAAGUCAUCCAAGCGCCGAGGCACUAAGAGCAAGUCUUCAAAAAGCGACGCGGGCCCGCAGCCUAAAUCUUCAGGAAAGCCAACCGCGGAAGUGAAACCAUGCGUCACAGAUUCCAAGAUCGCUCCCGUCGUAGAGACGAACGACAAUGCCCAGGCCUUUGUAACUCAUAAAAACACGGCAGUAGCAGUUCCCGGUACCACUACGGCUUACGAGGCCCCGCUCGACAGUGCCCCAGGGACACCCGAUCGUUCACACUGGCCUCUACAACUUACCGCUAGCGACACCCAGCAGCAACCCGGCGGCAACCGGCAACUGGGCAGUGGCGAGUCCCUGGCCGACAGGAUGCAGCGUCUGGCGUGUCAGGACGCCUCGUUCAGCUACUUGGGUCCCUGCUACCAUCACUACAACGACCCGUACCUCCAAAAGGGCGGCUGCUUCCCAACGCGCUCGGAGGGCGACGACGACUUGUUGCCGUCGCUUCGAUUCGAACCGAGUCGCACUGCCGUCGGCACCACUGCCCUCGUCGUGCCCAUCGACGGUAUUACGCAGGUGAAAAGCCUCAACUGCAUCAGGAUCACCAAGGAGCUCGAGACCGUCGCUCCCGACGGCAUCCGGAGGGUGCGCCUCAACACGCGCCUCAACCUGCUAGCCGUCGACACGCUGAAGACCGAGGUGACGGCCGCGCUGAUGGGCAUCCGCCGGCUGUGCGGCGUGGCCGUCGAGGUGCACGAGCCGCGCAGCACGUUCAAGGCCGUCGGCGUCGUGAACGGCAUACCGCCCGGCAUGACGGCCACCGACAUCGAGGCCGCCAUACGGUCCGCGGUGCCGGUGCUCAACGUGCGCAUACCGCACCCCCCGAGCCCGGCCAUUGUGACGUUCGCCUCGGCGCAGAUACCGGACUACGUGAACAUCGGGUUCGUCCAGCACAGGGUCCACCUGUACGUCGACCGGCCGGCCCGCUGCAAGCUGUGCGGCCGCAUCGGACACGUCAUGGCCGUGUGUCCAAGGCCGCCAGCCUUCCUCAAAGGCACCUCGGGAGCAGUCAACGGCGACUCGAACUCGGACACGUCCGCGGCGCGGCGGCAGCACUGUCUCAACUGCGGACAGGAUGACCAUGACACCCGGUCCAAGACGUGCCCGCGCUGGCUCGAGCUGCUCGAGGUGUCCCGAUACAGGCGCGUUUACGACGUCAACGCACGAACGGCGAAAGCGGCCGUGGCCGCGUCCAAGGCUAUGGAAGCCAGGAGCCGCUCAGUCAAGGACGACCGACAUCACGUGAUAAGGUGCAUCAACUCCAUGCUGGCCAACUCGACGAGCUCUGACGUCGCAUCGGAAGUGCGGGGAAACACGGCACCGGCACGGAUAGUCUAUACCGUGGAAGAACUCUUGCGGAUCGGACUCGGCACGCCCAUAUGUACCAGGCCUCAACAUUUUGGUACGAGCAGCCGCUGCUUGCAUGCAUGGAGCGCAGCGGGAAGCAUCGCCAGCUUGUUCUUACAGAAGACUUUCAUUGCGUUCGUGAGAAUUUUUUUCACGCCAGUCAGAAGUUUCACGACGGCUUACCACAGACGUUUCAGUUCAUCUAAACCGGCCGGGGACGGAAUGCACAGACCUCGGGAAAAACGAAGCACAGCUGACUUGCCCUUCAUGAUGAAAUAAAAGGUGACCGACUUUAGCGGCUAACUUAGCCCACCCAGUACGAAAGCCGUGGCAGUUUCCAGGUGUUUUACACGUGGAUGCACGUUUUUGUACUGGUUUCAAUAAAUCACAGCAAAUGUCAGAA